Molecule: messenger RNA, 639 nt
Organism: Penicillium argentinense
Lineage: Eukaryota; Fungi; Ascomycota; Eurotiomycetes; Eurotiales; Aspergillaceae
Product: U4/U6-U5 snRNP complex subunit SNU23
Exons: 1
Coding region: 1-639 (212 amino acids)
Biological process (GO): mRNA splicing, via spliceosome
Cellular component (GO): U4/U6 x U5 tri-snRNP complex; spliceosomal complex
Molecular function (GO): zinc ion binding; nucleic acid binding
Source: RefSeq, a predicted model, not a curated record
AUGUCUCAGUCCAAUCCUCCAGAUGGCAGAUCCUCUGAUGUUGUGCAAGCCAAAAGCUGGGACCGAGAAGAAUACGCCAAAAAGGCCGCCGACGAUGAAGCCAAGCGCAAAGCCGAAGGCAAAGCCCGCUACGAAGCCAAACUGCUCGGCAAGAAAUAUCAUGCGCCCGUCGACUACGAUUCGCUAGAGGCGACAACCGCCCGCAAAGAGCGACUAAAUGUGUCGUCGAUGGUCGGCAAGACGACGAUUGUGCCUGCGGGCGCGUCGAUGGGGAAGAAGGGAAAAGGCGCUGGAUUCUACUGCACGGACUGUGACCUCACCUUCAAGGAUAAUAUUCAGUUUGUGGAGCAUCUGAAUAGCAAGCAGCAUUUGAUUGCGACGGGCCAGAGCGGUGAUGUUGUUCGCGCUGGUGUUACUGAGGUGCGGGAUCGGUUGCGGAUGCUGUCGCAUCGGAAGAGAGUUAGGGAUGAGGAGGAGCGCAGGGCGUGGCAGUUGGAUCUUGGGGCGAGACUUAAAGAGCGGGAGGAACAGGAUGCGAAGGAGCGAGAAGAGAAGAGACGCAGGAGAAAUGAGAAGCGGAGAAAGGGUGGUGUUAAGCAAGAAGAUAGCUGGGAAGGGCGAUUGGGCAUUAUUGCCUAA